AUGGCAUAUCAUGCAGGCGUGCGUAUUUUUGCGAUCUAUAAAUCUGAAUCGUUGCUAACUUCAAGAGGGUGCUUGCUUUAUCUUAUCUUAUUGCAGUAUGGUGGAUAUGGGGCACCACCUGGGGCACCUGGAGGAUUUAGUCGAGGUGUGGCUCCUGGAGGUCCUCCACCUGGUGCUGAUCCUCAGCUAUGGUCGUGGUUCGCUGCUGUUGACACGGACCGAUCAGGCGCGAUCUCUGCUGUCGAGCUUGAGAGAGCGUUGGUUAAUGGGGAUUGGACUCCGUUUGAUUUGGACACUGUGAAGCUCUUGAUGAGCAUGUUUGACGUUGACCGAAGCGGAACCAUCGGGUUUAAUGAAUUCUGCGGAGUCUGGAAAUACAUCAAGGACUGGCAGAACGUAUUCCGCCACUUUGACAGAGACCGCUCCGGCACCAUCGACCGUAACGAGCUCCGCGAGGCCCUCCGUCAAUUCGGGUUCAACCUCAGCCCACCCCUAAUCGAGCUCGUCCAAGCCAAAUACGGUAUUGUAGCUAGCCCCUACGGUCCUACUCCUGGUAUCACGUUCGAUCGCUUCGUUCGCGCUUGUGUGGUUAUCAAGCAAUUGAGCGGGGCGUUCCAGAAUCUUGAUACGGAUAAUGAUGGAUGGGUGCAGAUUAAUUAUGAUCAGUUUAUGCAGACUGUUCUGUCGUUGCCUUGA
This is a messenger RNA of Suillus subalutaceus, 696 nucleotides long. RefSeq lists its product as uncharacterized. NCBI's taxonomy places the organism in Eukaryota, Fungi, Basidiomycota, Agaricomycetes, Boletales, Suillaceae. Gene Ontology annotation, molecular function: calcium ion binding. The transcript has 8 exons. Bases 1 to 696 code for a protein of 231 amino acids. The record is from RefSeq and is a predicted model, not a curated record.